AUGUCAACCAAAGCGUCGGCCAGCAAACCACAUCUCUUCGACCGACUCAUUCUUGCCACCAAGGCCUUUCUGGAUCGAAAGAUUGAUGAACGUCAACUUCGCGAGACUGUUCACGAUAUCAGCGAGGCCAAUUUACCAUACAAGAUUGUUCCGUUGUCCUCAUUGACCCGCAAAGAAAUCUUGAAAGCCUUCAACCUCAAAGUUGACACACGGGACAAUGAACUUGAGAACGUCAUGCCUAUGCCAAUCCCUAAGCAUUUAGCUCAAACACUGGCACUGAUUGAUAGCGCGCCUAGCCGCUCCCCUACUACCGAGGCUAUUAAGCUUAAGGGUAAAAGGGUGUACCUCGGAGCCCGGCUAGACUACGGGAUCUGGUACGGGGAAGACGAGACUUUAUGCCUCAACGUACUGAUUGUCGAAGCAAAAAGGUCGGACAUUGAGCUCGGGGCUACCCAAGCUUUAGGCUAUAUGGCAACUAUCCACAAUGAGUGUAAGAAGAGCUCUAAGCGGGAUGCUACAGUCUAUGGGAUGACUUCAAGCAGCGAGAUGUUUUCGUUCUUGAAGAUCUCUCACGACUCUAAGUGGUUGUGUCGCGUUGUCCUCUCCCUCGAGGGCAAGUAUGAGCAGCCACUUGGCCUUCUGGUCCACAUGUUCCGCCGUGCUGCUCUGUCCUCACCAACCCACUCCAAGCAGGGCUCCGCGCAGACUUAUGAUCAAGAGGACGAUGACACGAUAAACCCUCUAGCUACUGUGAAUGAAGAUCUUGAAAUGGAAGACUAG
Penicillium psychrosexuale is the source of this 780-nucleotide messenger RNA. RefSeq lists its product as uncharacterized. The record is from RefSeq and is a predicted model, not a curated record. The transcript is spliced from 5 exons. NCBI's taxonomy places the organism in Eukaryota, Fungi, Ascomycota, Eurotiomycetes, Eurotiales, Aspergillaceae. The coding region runs from base 1 to 780 and encodes 259 amino acids.